AUGAAGUACAUUGUCUCUGAUGCACGGCGGAACAAACAAAAUCGGCUGUUUAGAAAGAUAUUGCAGGAAACUGCAACGGACAGCUACAAACUGAUGGGCGUUUCUGUAGUGCUUGCAUUCGAAAUGUGCAAAGUAUCCAAGCUACGCGCAGCUGACUUGGAUGCCAUUACUCCGGGCUUCCUCAACCAUCUGUUGGACGUGGUGGAGUCCAUGGUCAAUGAUGCUGACGAGACGUUCAACUACGACAUCAUCCAGCUGUUGCUGGUGUUUAACGAGCAGUUUCUAAUGGCGUCCAAGGGCGAACCCAAUAACAAGGUGCUGGAUGUCUUGACGGAACGUAUAGGGACAACCAACACGUUCAGUGCUAAUUUGAUCUUCAUGCUUAAUCGGUCAGAAGUCUGCGAUCUGGGCGAGGAGCGUGAAGCAGCCGCGCUCCGCGAUGCCUAUCUCCGGGUCCUCCGCCCACUGCUCAUCAAUACCCAGCUGCGACGAGCACCUUACAAACAAACAGAGAUCCACAACACAUUGUGCGCCAUGAUCACCCCACGCAGCUAUGUUCACGUCGAUCCUGCCACAAGCCGUCUGGUCGAACGCAUCUUGGAGGAGUGGUGGGGAAAUAUCUGCAAGCAGCCCAUGGCACCAUUGCUCGGCGUCGAUGUCAAAGCCCCUCUCCUUGCUGCCUCACAGCAUGGCACAAAUGCACAGGUUGUCGGCAGAUCACCGAGUCCCUAUCCCAUGAUGCGCUCAUCCACCUCUACCUCUACCUCGUCUAAUACCUCCUCCACCACCGAAUCCUCGCCCUCUUCUCCUGCCCCUACUCCCGAUGAUAAUACAAACACUACUCCUACCACCAACAACGGCAGCAGCGGUCAGAAGAACCCUGCCGACAUUGUUCUUUGUGCCUAA
Messenger RNA from Zychaea mexicana, 906 nucleotides. RefSeq lists its product as uncharacterized. The transcript has 4 exons. Gene Ontology annotation, cellular component: actin cortical patch. The record is from RefSeq and is a predicted model, not a curated record. The coding region runs from base 1 to 906 and encodes 301 amino acids. NCBI's taxonomy places the organism in Eukaryota, Fungi, Mucoromycota, Mucoromycetes, Mucorales, Lichtheimiaceae. Gene Ontology annotation, biological process: endocytosis; actin cortical patch localization; actin cortical patch assembly. Gene Ontology annotation, molecular function: Arp2/3 complex binding.